GCACAGUUCUGUGAAUUUUUCCUGCUUUUCGAAAAAGAAGAUUGUUUACAAAAAAUGGCUGAUUACUCAAUCACCUUAGUCUUAGAUUUAUAGAGUUAUAGAAUUAAGCAUCUGUUAAAAUCUACAAUACACAAGUGUUUUGAGUGCCUUCUAAUGCAAGAUCACUGUUAAUUUCUAACAAGAAUGUCUUGUCGAAGACAAUGGAGAAAUUUUCUCAAGAAAAGAGUUUUCAUUUUUAUCAUUGUUUUGACCAUGGUCAGUAUCAUUCUCAUGUACCAUGCGCUGUGGUCGCACAACACGACUACCAAAUAUGAAGACGUUCUUCUUUCAGUUGGUCAGAAACAGCGCUAUCAGCCAAAACACAGUGAACAAAAAGAAGUAAGGAGAAGUCAAUCAGACCAUGGGUUGAAUACCGAUCUGUAUCAGAAUCUGGUUCCUUUAGAACUUGAUGCCUUGCAGAGUAGAGACUUGCUUGGAGCCAAUGUGAAAGAGGCCCUAACCAACCUUCUUCUUGGCCUGUAUCCCCUGAACUGGGCCAAUGCCCCAGACGCUGACGAAAUGGCGCUGGAGGUGAAGCACACCUUAUUAGAUUACGGUUUUGACAGCAACAUGACUUGCAAAGACAUUGACAGUCUGCAAAUAAGUGGAACCAUAUAUGCAUCACGGUCAAAGUACAUUGAUCAGGGUGCCCCUGGAAAGAGUAGGCAUGGCAGCAGUUACAGUUUUAGGUCAGAUGACGUUCAGGAAGAUAACUCGUUUUAUGCAGUUAGAAGUGUGAUUGGGGAUAUGUCCACUAAAGUGGCUUGCUUGAAACAAAUUUAUGAUGUCGACUUGUGUUCAACUAUGGGAGUAUACAGACUCCUUAGAGAGGUGCUUCUAUUAAGCACUCUUCACCAUCCCAGUAUAAUUAGGUUGAAUGGCUUUUGUCUACGAGGCAGCCGCAUGUCGUCAAGAUUGCAAGAUAAAGGUGCUAUCAUUGUGACUGAGAUGGGUGUGCAGAUGUCGCAAGAGAUGAUAUACUCUUCAACAUGGGCUCAGAGAGUCAAAUAUGCUCUCCAGUUGGCCCAUCUACUCAAUUUUAUGGAUAGAAGCCUGUAUGGCAGUUUGGCAUUUUCUAAACUUGACCUCAAGGAUUUUGUGGUUGUUGGUGGACAGACUAUCAAACUGACUGAUCUGGAUGAUAUUGAAGUUGGCGAGAAAACUUGUACUAAGGAUUCUGAGUGCACUGUCUCAGAAUUGAAUAAAGGUGUUGCUUGUAAAAAAGGUAUCUGUCAGGGUUUGAACUCUAUGAACAACUUGUACCUGGCCACAGAAAAAGUUCUCAUUCCAUUGCUCUAUAACCCAUCAGGAAAAGAGGCUACUGAAAUAUUGAAUAGCUUAAAGGAACAUAGCCUUAAUACUACAACUUUGGUGUCAGCCCUAACUAGUGUCUUCAAAUCGUUGCCAAUUGAUCAGUUAAUGAAGAAAUCAAAUGAUAGAAGCUCAUUUGGUAACAAAGUGAAAAGUCAAGAUGUGAUUGAAAUGAAUAAAGAGAAUUUAGACCAGGCGCUGGCCUCAUUUGUCAGAGAAGACAAGAAAAACUAUCCAGGUCUGUAUGACUACUACUGCCCUCAGUCUCGUGUCAAGUGGGGAUGUGUGAUCAAUGUCAGAAGUCUCUUGGAGGCAGCUAAUCUGUGUUUGGAUGACUUAAGCUGUCAGGCCUUCAUCACUUUCUCACUUCACCCUGAGACUGAAAAGAUAAUGACUAUAGUGUUGAAAAAUCAGACUGAUGACAAUCCUUACACAUCUUCUGGAACUACCCUAUUCCUGAAACGUACUGUUUUGAAAAGUAAAAAUAAUGUCAAGCAGUCUGAUGAAAAGGCCGAAGCCCAAGAAGAAUGGGUUGCUUCUACUGAUAUACGUAGCUGUGUUGACUCAGUCCGUAACCUUCAAGAAUCUGCAAGAAACAGUCGGGAGUCAAGACUCAUGACACACCUUGGACUGAAAAAUAUUAGGGAACAAUCUUGGAGAAAAUCUGCCCUUAGUCAGAAUCUGGAGGAACCCAAUCGUAUAGCUCGACUAGAAAGUGGGGGAGGUAGGUUUCAGGCAAAUUUGGUAGACGACGGAGAAACUAACAGAGCUGCCGCCAAAGUGACCUUCAUUGCAGAGGAAGGACCCAAAGCUUAUCAUAAAGCUUAUGCCAUAUUGUAUCAUCUUGAUCGUCUGCUAGGGCUGUACCAUAUCCCUCCUUGUGUGGGUAAAACUCUGUCUUCCACCACUGUAGAAACAUUUAAGGGCAACAUAGCUUGGGGAAAUAUCUUCAGAUCACUCAUACAGGCUGAUGGUACAUUGAAAGGUGUCAUGGUUGUGCCAACACCUAAAGUGAUGAAGAUCAAUAAGCUGACCCUGAAGCCCAGAACUGCCCUCAUUUCAGACAUAGUCAUUUUUGACCGUCCAGAAAAGUUGCAGCUGGAGUACAUCAUCUUGUGGUGGCUGGGGAGAAUGAACAUUUCUUUCUAUGAACAUCUAGGCUUUAAAGGUCACCUAAUACAUUUCUCAGCAGAUAAAGCUUUCUCUGCUACAAGUUUGGACCUCUCAGAUUACAUGAAUUACUGCCAGUUCCCUAAUGUAGCCUACAAGAGCCUUGGCUGUUUUCGGUGUGUGUCAACAAAUGAUUCCAAGAAAGUUGUCUCCAAGAUAUGCGGCUUGGGUGAUGAGGUUUUGAAGCAAGCUCAUUCUUUGUUAGGCGACGAGGCUGACAUUGUCAUUCAUGAUUUAACAGAGCUUGACAUCACCAAGACAAUUGACUCUGCUGCCUCAGAUAUGCUGUCAAUUAUCGAUAAAUGUGUCAAGAUCCAUGGACGUGACUCUGUUUUAUAUUAGCCCAGCUGCCCAGUAGCUUAGCAUGAAGAUAGCAUCAUUUUAUUUCCCUAUUUGUGUGUGUGUGUGUGUGUGUGUCUGAGUUUUGGGGACUCAUGAAACUUUGCCGUUCUGUUAGGGUUAAACAGAAUGUGAAAGGACAUUGUUUUGCUGUUGGCAUAAGUUUCAAGUUUUGUCAUAUUUUGUUGUUGUAUUCAUAAUGUGUCAAUUUUGUGAUAAGAUCAACCUUUUUUUUUAUAACAUUGAGAAUUGAACUUGUGAUCAUAACAUAAUUUCUUUUUUACUGUUUUUAAAAGUAGUUUAAAACAUUUUACUGCAUAAUACUUGUUCAUAUUAAAGAUCUUUUUUUUUGCCAUAUUGACAAUGUAUCAAAUAACAUAUCUGUAUUAUAGGCUCAUUUUAAUUGUUGUUUGAAAUAUCAGUGUACUCGAGUGACAAUUUAGUAGCUUCUGUUUGUAUGCAAACAUCAAACCCAAAGAAGUUUGGAACUGAACUGGACAAUCAAAAAACAAAUUGUUCUAAGAUAUUUUUAUGUCAACAUUAGUUUGUAUAGUUAGUUGUUCAUUGCUUCUUUUUGUGUUUAUUUGUUUCUUGCCUAUUGUUAUGUUCAUUUGUUAGACAUACCUGACAAUACGAUAAUCAGAUAAUCAAACCGUCAUUGGCAUUGAUUUAAUUUACACAUUUUAUUUGUAUAUCAUCAUUUUUUACUCAUUUGUCACACAUUUAUUGUUUCCUUCUUUUGAUUUUAAUUUGGCAAUUUUUAGUAUUGAUUGAUAAGUGGUGUGUUAUAAUACUAAAUAUUAUGGUAUUAGCCCAUUGUAUUUUUUAUCGGAAACCGAUGAUAUGUCUUUCUUUCUUUCAUAAUAAUCUUAUUUCUUAUUUUGAAAGUCAUAUUUUUUGUUGAAGUUGAUUUUAAAAGUACUCAACGCCAAUAUUUUCUCUACCUUUUUUUCUAAAAACAAUUGUUUAAUGGUCAAGGAACUUUUUGAAGUUGGCGAUAGAAAGAAACAAUUUAAUAUGUUUUAUAACAAUGAUUUGAGUUGAUUUAAUCUGGUGCAAACAAUUUUCAAAUUGACUAAUUAGGUCAAAAUGUAUUAUUUAUAACAUUAAAUAUGUCAUUGCUCAUUUUCUUUAUAAAAUUACAGGAAGAAAAAAAAAACUGGUAUUUUUUUGCACUCUAGAAACAUCAAGUAUUUUCUGCUAACCAAUGAAUUUUAAAAUGUCAAAUGUAAGCUAAGACAACAUUCUAAAUCUUUUGUAUACCCAUCCAUUGCACUUUCACUUUACCUUGAUAUCAGCUUGACAAACUCAUGAUGCAUUUUCACAAAAUACUAAAAAAAAUUGAACUCUCUAAUCCCAAAUGUUUCUGAUUUGAACUCUUGUUUGAAACCAGGUUGUGAAACGUGAUGUUGUUAUCUGCUUUCUGAUUUAGCUAACUGAGACCAAUGGAAAGGCAGCUUUUAUAGGCAUUGUUGACUGUCUAUUAUUAUACUAUCUGACUACUCAUUUUAUUUGGAAGAAUGAGAUUCUGAGAACCAAUUUGUCUUAUAUAAUUAAACUCUAUGUCAAUCUUUUCUCUUUUCUUGAAGUAAAUCCUUGGACAACCCGUUAUCUUAUUUAUUUCAUCCCUGACAACCUAUUUUUUCACAAAUACAACCCCUGUGCAACCCAUUUUUUGUAUUUAUGAUAACUUCCAACAUCCUAAGUCUUGUCUGGUAGUAGUUCUUCAUAUCAACUUACUAAAUUGGAACCUCUUUUUUAAGGUUGGAUUCAAACACAAUCAUUUAAGAAACUGCCUGUGCAGCACAUUUAUAUUUUUUAAAAACAUUCUGUCCAUUCCAAGCUCUCACUAAUUCCUGGAUGAUUCGAAAUGAGACUUUGUUGAUGUAUGUGUAAAAGCUAGGUCUCAAAAACAAAAUCUUUAUUGAUCUUGUAGGCCACUUGCCCAAUCCUCAUUUUUCAUCACUGUCCAUGUUGGUAAUUUGACUGCCAUGUGUGAUGUGGUUUCAAUGUGUGACUUGACCUUAGUUUGUGUAUGCCUUGAUUUUUUUUUCAUAUUACAUAAUUGUAUUUAUUUUGCUCAAAUGUUUAUUUGUUUUAAGAUGCUUUUGUUUACUUGCUUAGCUAAAUGAUACUGGUAUUUCAAAAGUACGACUCAUUCUGAUGGCAUUUGAAGUAGUAAUUAAGUGAUUGACAAAAUCAUAUCAAAAUUGUACAAACCAAAAUCAUGAGAUUGACUUGAUGUUAUAUUUUAAUCUGGCUGUACACAUUUGUUUUUUAUAUUUUUUUAUGCCAGGCUUGGGUUUCCCUUAAGCUCGAGCUGGGUUUUUGCCCCAUGGUUGAUAGACCACUGAUGUUUUUAUUUCAUCCCUGUAUGCUCAACUGAAUGAUUGUUAUUGUUGUUUUUCUUUUUAAUUCAACAUUGAGUUUUAGUUUUUCUGAUUUUAAGUUGAAUAUGGAAAACUCUUCUAGUACUUACAUUUAAGAAAUUCCAGAAACUAAUUAACCUGUGAAUAUAUGAAUCCGCAUGGAAAAAAAGCUCUGACAAUACCUAAGAGAAAUCUAGAGAUGAGUAGCAGAAUUCGCAAUAUCAAUGUCAAAUCAAGACUCAAAGUUCCGAUAUGUCAAUGUCAGGACUACUAGAUUUGCUGUUUGCCUCUUUCUUUUAGGAAGAUGCAGUGGUAGUGCUAAUUCAAGAUCAUAAGAUACUUUUACAUGGUAUCAGAGCUACUUACAAAAGAUAACAGCUACAUACAAAAUAUAUCUGCUACAUACAUAAGAUAUCAGUCACUUACGCAAGGUAUCAGCUACUUACAUAAGGUAUCAUGUACUCACAGAAUGUGUAAGACAAAAUCAUUACUUGCAAAGACUUGUAUGUGUCAUUACAAAGUCAUUAAUAUUACAUUGAGUCUGGUGUCUUGGAAAAUUAUAUUUAAUUAAAGGCCAUCUAUUGAAUGUAUACUAGUAAUUCCCUAAAAAAGGUUAGCUUACAUCUCAACAACUUCAGAAAACAUGAAUAAAAUAGCUCUCGACAACAAGUUUCAGAAUAUAGAUCCAGUGUAUUACAGACAAAAGUAUUAAGGUUUGCAUGUAUCACAUUUUAAUAAAUGCAAGCCAUUUUUAUUUUACCCUAGUCCAUGAAGUAAUCAAAAUGUAUAAAUCAAUUUGAUAUUUGCUCAUUGAUUCCCACAUUAAUUCAUGCAGCUGAUUUAAAAUUCAAGUGAGAGUUGUAUUGUUUCAUUGUUUGACUUAUAGUCAUGGUCUGUUUUUUUGUUUUUUAACAUUCUAUUCUGUUUGGUUCAUUGUGCAUGUUGCUUGCUACUAACACUGCAUCCUAAGCCAAAAAACAACCUUUGAUCACUUUUGUUUCUCUUUUCAUUUAGUUCUCUAAUAGUUGCUUCUUUAUCUGUUCAUAUUAUUUAAGAUAACCAGAGAAUGAAAGAGAGAGAGAGAGAGAAAGUAGCUUUUUAAAUUUCUUUUUUGAGAGUUUGUUUUAAAACAUUUAAAUCACUCAUAUUAUUUAAAAUCAUUGUUAACAUUAUUUGUACAUCUGUUCAUUUUUUUAUUUUUGGUUAUCUUUUUUUUUUUUGUUUUGCUUGUUACUCAGAUACGGAUCUUAAUGUACAGUAUUUUCCAAGAGGUAUUUCUAACAUACAUUGUCAUCACAUUGUCAGCUAGUUUUUCUUAAGACUAACUUGUCUGCAUGCUUUAUAAUAAUUGGGCAUAACAAAACAAGACAUUCAUCAUUGCACAGAGAGUGAAUCAAAAGAUUUUCUGAUCAGUUUGUAAUGUCUCCCCAAAGUUGUGAGGGAGCUAGUGAGUGGCAUCCUAAAAAUAUUUCAUUCAAGUUAUAUGUAAACAAAAAUUUUGACUGUAUUUGUAUAUUGUACAUUGAAAUGUCAUGAGUUAGUCUCUUUGAUCUUGUACUGCCUGCUCAUGCGGUAUGCACAGUGGACUAGCGCUAGGACCCUCGAUGGUCCUGGGAUCAUAUCCUGCUCACUACCCCCCAACCCCCUCUAUCGUCCAGUGGGAGAUUUGGACUAGGAAGUAGAUUAUCUUCAACUUUGAAGUUAGACUGACCAAUACACCAAUACACCUCUUGACUUAGUACUGUUGUGUGUUAGUCUCUCGACUGUAGUUAUGAUUGUUGGUCUUAUUUAUGUUACUAUUUGUUACUCAUAUUGUAAAAAUUAAUCUUACAUAUCUAACCUAGAAACUAACUUUUUUUUGAAACUGUGAAUUAAUAUCCAAAUACUAACAAAUAUAUAUUUUUUUUAAUUUAUAUUAAAGUAGAUGAUUUAAACGUAUACUUAACUAUAGGAACUGUCUAAAAAAAAUGAAUUACUGGGUGAGGAAUAAUUUUGAGAUAACCAUAUUAAUUACUGUGGAUAUAUUGAAAAGUAAUGGGUAAUAACUAUAAAUUUCUUAAGACUAAAGUAAUAAAAAUUUAACUGUGAGGAAAAGAACUUUAUCUCCACCAUAAGUGAUCAAAUACCGUUCAUUGUCAGCAUACUUAUUUUAUUUAACUUUCCUUUUAUGUAAAAGGUUGCAGUAGUUUCUAAGCUUUCAAAUAUAUGCAUAUCUAUUAAAUUUGACAAGGUAUGUCUAUACAGACCAAUUUUGAGAAUGCGUUGUGGAAGACAGUGUAGUAAAAUAAAAUUACAAAUGCAGAUAAUCAAUAACGUACAACACCCUUUCAUUUAUUAUAAUUUUUUUUGUGUGCAUAUUAUUUCAUUUUGUGUACUUUAAAAUUCUUUUGAUACAUUUGUAGAAGUGUAAUAAAUGUAAUAUGCUGAAAGUUUUUAUGAAGGCUAAAGAUGUCUUUUCAAAAUCAUUGCGCCCUACUGGUUUUCUUUAAUUGGUGAAAGAGUUACUUCCUUUAUUUGAUUACCUCCUCCCCCCCCCCCCGACCACCUGUACAGUUUUAUCCCAGCAGAUGCUUAGCUGUUUCAUCCAUGAAAUGUAUUCAAUUCAAACUUUUUGUUCUUUUUUCAUUUUAUCUCAAAUCUUGUUGAUAUAAACAACCAAAAAAAAAAAAAAAACAGCUGAAAAAUAAUUAUGCAAGUUGUGUCCAGCCGACAGUAUGCAAUGGUGUAUUGUCCAGUGUGGUCUUUCAGUGAUCAUCAUGGCAUUGACAUUAGUAUGUGUUAUGUCCAGUAGGGUCUUUCAAUGUUUGUAGUGCUGUAUCCAGAAGAGAAAAAAAAAAGAAAUAAACUUAUGAAAUUUUGUGUGUGUGUGUAUAUGAGUAAAUUAUGCUACUUAUUUGUGAUUACUGAGUAACUUGAGGCGAAAAAAUAUGUAGUUAGAUGCAUAUGUUUCACUUCAGCUUUUUGGAAGUGUGAAUGUUUUAAAAUUAGAUUUUUUAUAAUUUGUACAUUAUCUGAAUAUUUUUGGCAUUUUAAUUUCUGCUUUAUGUUCGAUCUAUAAAUGGUUGUGAAACAUAGACAAAUACUCAUAAUUAGUGUGCAAAACAUUAGAGUUUGAAUUAAAAUGCUCUGAUUUAGUGUCCCCUUUGAAGCUAGUACAGUUUGUAUUGCUAGGACUAAGAUUGGGUGUCCUGUUAAGUCUAGGAUAGUAUGCCCUCUUGGUCUGAUGUAGUUUAGUUUUGUUCUUCUAAAGUUAAUAAUAGCUAAGGUUUUUGCUUUCUUGCAAAAACAAAAAAAGUUGCACUUCAGUAACAUGGCUUCAAAUGACACUGUAAAGAACAUUGUUCUCUGGUAAUCUCUGGUAUUAUAAAACCUUGAAAUUCAGAAGGUCUGUUUAGAUGUGCAUGUAGCAUUAACUAAUACUUAACUCUCUAGAGUCCUUCCAUUUGUAGGAUAUUUUUCUACACAUAUACUCAGAAGUAGCCCUGCAGACAUUGUGUUCUAUGAGACAGAUAAUAUAAAGCUCAUCUGUUUCAGAUGGAAACAGACUCUACACAAAGGGUGGAGUUGGGCUGAAGACUUGACAACAUUAGCGCAUAUUUUCAGUCAAAUAAUUUUUUAAAUUCAAAAAUUUAACCAACAAAAAAAACAACCCCUUACUAUGUUAAUUUGUUGUUUUGUUUUUCUAAAUGUUACAAUUUGUACUUAAAAAUAAGAAUUCUGGAUCUUGAUUUUAAUGGGAAAAAAAAGGUUUAUUAUACUUCAAUUAACUAGACUUUAUUGGCUUGUGUAAUUGACAUCAUUUCAAUCUGACUAGGAAUUUAACUUUAAUCUGUGUGUUGAUUUUAUUGUUUGACAAUAUUCAUUGUGCAUGAUAACAUGAGCGUGUGGCUUGUUGUCAAUGUGUGAUAGCCAUAUUGAACUAUAUUUCGAGGAAUGCAAGGAGUUUGGUGUUGUUUUACUUUCCUUUGUGAUAUGCAACUCUUGAUCAGGUGAGUGCCUUCAGACAAAGACAUUUUCUUUUUUGGAAGGAACUUAACAUUUUUAUUUUUACUGGAACUGUUAAACAAAUAAUUACUGGUCUUUGAGCUCUACACUCACAACCAGUAGUUUCUUCACAGAAAAAUGUAAUAGAGACUUUAUUUGCUUUAGUUCUAUUCAACUUGUUUUACUUGAAGUGGUUUCAUUUCUGUUAUUAUGUCAUCCUUGUUAGCUAGCAUUCGACUUCUUUACUACUUCUAUAAUAAUAAGGCUUGUCUUCAAUUCCGAAGAUAAAUGAGGAAUGCAGUAUUUCCAGUGGCUACACAGCCCCAGCUGUGACAUACAUAUAUUGCCACAUCUACCGCAGGUAUAACCAUUGUCCGCCUGUGGCCGACUCUCAAAAAAAAAAUGUUUCCAUAUGUCAGUUUGUUUAAGCUGUGACAUGAUUUUGAAGUGUGACUUGAAAGAAGAGUGAAAAAUAUUUGUUUCCAGUGAUGUAUUUUAGUGUUGUGUAUUUAUAUACUAUUUAACAAAUGUUACUUUAAGAUUCCAUUUUUUUUCUUCAAUUUUUGGCUUGUAUUCUGUAAUAUGUAAAGACAAGCCAAUGUGGUAAAUUUCAUUAGUUUGAUGAACUCAGACAACAAGAGUUUUAAUUUGGCUUUUGCUAAAAGUUUUCUAGAAUUAUCUGUAGAACUUCUACUCUUUUGUUUAUAAGGUUUGGGUAAUUUUUGUAGUUGUCUAGAUUCCUGAAAUUUAGCAUUCAUUGUCAAAACUAAUUGGAGAUAAAAGAGUACCAUCGCUUAAAUCCCUUGAUCUGUCACUCAAAAAAGAUAAUCACAUUGUAAAAGUUUAAAUUUACCAUGUCAAUUGUUUCCUGUACAUUCCAGUCGUUUCUUCAUGUUUUCUUUCCUUAGGUUUGUAUAUACCGGUACUGAACAUGUGUAUUGGCUCUAUGUCCUAUCUAUGUAUAACCAACUCUCCGCGUGUAAACAUAUCCAGAUAAACAGUUGGAGUAUAUUUAUUCUUUUGUUAUAUUCAUUACAUUAGACUGUACGAGAACGUUUGUUUAUAGUUUUUGAGCAAUAGAAGUUGGCAAUGGGGUUUUUAGUAUCUAGGUGACUCUAAUUACCGAAACAAAACGAAGUGUGAAGCCAUCUGUUGUACCUUAUGUCCUGAAAGGAGCAGACCAGCUUAGUUGUCAACUUCCCGUGACCAUUGCCGCUGAAUAAAUAACUUGAGUCAUGUUGGUGAUGACCCAUUAGAGUCGACUGCGCCUUACGAGGCUGACACGUAGCCAAAAGUACAGAGGAAUACGAGUAAUGUCAGUCAGGCUUUUGAUAUGUGGUCAGUGGAGUCACCAAAUCAAUCUUUGUCAUCCGGUGGACAGCAAGAGUCUGAUAAACUGUGAACUUAUUAGAUUUGUAUAAAUCAAGGGCAUUUUAAAAAAAGUAUAAUUCUAACAAGAUGAGUUUCUUGGAAAAAUCAACUAUUCAAGGCUACAAGAGAAACCUUCCCAAACAAGGAUGACAACUCUACUAGAAAAAAAGUAUGAUAACUUGCCAAUGACAAUGUAAUGAAACAUAAUUGUCCCAAACAGGUCGACUAAGACUUGUUUUUCUUCUAAUGGAUGCUGACGAUCUCUAUUCACUAAAUACCACACAGUAAACCAUUGUAUCAAAGGUUUAUUGUUUGAGACUUGGUGUUGAACUUAUUACAUAAAACUAGAUAUCGUGUGUAAUACAUUUUGUGUAUACCUAUAACCAAACUGUCCUUCUUCAUUUACUCUCACCCAUCAGAAAUAAACUUUCUUUGUUUGGUACACAU
This is a messenger RNA of Biomphalaria glabrata, 11030 nucleotides long. RefSeq lists its product as uncharacterized. Bases 184 to 2862 code for a protein of 892 amino acids. The transcript is spliced from 14 exons. Gene Ontology annotation, molecular function: non-membrane spanning protein tyrosine kinase activity. NCBI's taxonomy places the organism in Eukaryota, Metazoa, Mollusca, Gastropoda, Planorbidae. The record is from RefSeq and is a predicted model, not a curated record.